CUAGACCACCGACUGUGCUGGGUCACUUGGCUACGUAGGAGGUGGCUUGCGCACUGCUAACCAGCGGAAGCAGGCGGGAUUUGGGCGGGGUUGCGAGCGCUCUGGACUUUGUGCCCGGGCGGAGUGCUCCAGCCACCCGCUACAAAGACGUUACGCGCGGAAAUCAGAUCGGGGCUAGACUGGUGAGUAAGGCAGCAAAGAGUGGCGCUCCUUGCGGUGGAAUCUGAUGGAGGGUAUUUGUCCGGUAUUGCUCCAUCCUUCACCUCGGCAGGACCCCUGUUGAGUUCCGGGGUCCUAUGGACAAAGAAAGUACUCGCGUAGGCCGCCAGAGAGACAACCCUGACAGAAGAUAGAAUCCUGAUCAAGGACCUCUUCCUGCCACUCUCAUCAAAAGCCAUCUUAAGUACUGAUGACAGCAGAGUUCUUCCAUGCUGGCGAGUGGAAAGCCUUGAAAGGAAAAGGGAGAGAGGAGAGAGGAAAGAAGAAGAAAGUAACUUCAGAUUCUAGGACUGCAGUUAUCAUCACAUCUUUGGAGAUGCCUGUCACCUUUGAGGAUGUGGCAGUGAAUUUCACCUGGGAAGAGUGGGAAUGUCUAGAUGCCAGUCAGAGAGCUCUUUACCAGGUUGUUAUGUCAGAAACCUGCAAAAACCUGGAGUCUGUGGGAGGAAUAUUUCUGCCUAAAUCAGAUGUGGUCACCAAGCUUGAGAAAGAAGAGAGACAGAAGAAAGCAGAUCUCCAUCAGCCAAACAGAGAAGGCCUCCCUUCAGGAGACAAGAAAGAAGAACUUCAAGAGCCAGGUCAGAAUCUGAGAAAUGAGGGGACUAGUGAUGACAAGAAAGUCUCCCUUAUUCACAGAGGGACAAGCCAGAGACCACCUUCUGGCAGGAUCUCAGUGUUCCGAACAUCCCAACCUGGGCCACCCUUUCUCUGCAACACCUGUGGCAGGUGUUUCAGAAAGAGCUCCCACCUCCACAGCCAUCUCUCCAGUCAUCAGUUUGUUCACAACCCUAAGCAGACUAACAUCUGUAACCGGUGUGGAAAGUUGUUCUGGAGCCGCAAGGCCCUCAGCCACCACAGGCGCAGACAUCAUGGAGAGAGGCCCUUCCGUUGCUUACUCUGUGAUAAGACCUACUGUGACGCUUCUGGACUGAGUCGGCACCGCCGUGUUCAUUUGAAUUACCGGCCCCACUCGUGCUCUGUGUGUGGGAAGUGCUUCCGGGACAGAUCUGAGCUCAAACGCCAUCAGAAGAUACACAAAAACCAGGAGCCAGUGGCUGGAAACCAGAAGCAUAUUGUGAGGAUUUCAGGCACCACAGCUGGAUUGCGGGAGUCCAUUGUCACAAGACAGAAGUCCAUCCAGGGACUUGUGAACCAGGCACCAAUGGCUAGGAUCCAGGAACCCAGAUUUAAAACUAAGAAUUCUGUGACCAGGACACAAGCACCAGACAGUAGAUCCUCCUACCGGAAUACCAGAUCCAACUCUAUUACAGUGCAACCCUCAAGAUUCAAGGUCUUCUCUUGCCCACAUUGUCCCUUGACUUUUACCAACAAAGCCUCUCUCUCCAGUCACCAGAAGGUUCACCUCACAGAGCAGCCUACCUGCUGCUUCUAUUGUGGCAAGUCCUUCAGCUCAUCCUUCUGGCUCUCCAAGCACCAGCAGACUCACUGGAAACAAAAGAUCUACCGAUGCCCCAUCUGUGACCUCUGCUUUGGGGAGAAAGAAGACCUUCUGAAUCACUGGAGGAGCUAUAAAGGCAAGGAACAGUACCUAGGCAGUCCCCAUAUAUGCUGGGUAAUCCUGGGCCAGAGCCUUGGCUGCUUUCAUGAUUCCCCGCGACUGGGAAGGAUUAGAGACAUGGAGGAAAUAGAUCUUCAGGAAUCCAUAUCCCCAGGAGAGAUACAGUAUGGGAGAAGGCAUGCAAAGGAGACCAGGCGAAGGAGGCAGUGAGGAUCUCAAAACAUAAAUAAAUGACCUUUGCAACAGAGGUCUUUGUGUUUGGUUUUCCUGAGGACUGACCUCCAGGGUCAGGAGGCUUGAGUAGGGGGAGAGAGGUGAAUGGAUGAUGAAUAAAAUAAAAAAGAAAAGGGAAAGGAUGUGUGCAUAUAGAAACUCAUUAAUUAGCACCUAACUUGUUUCUUUGUGUCUGAUAGAUCAUCACGUAGUAUUUGUUGAAUAAAACAAUGUCUACUGUGAUAGGUAUGAAGAUGGGAGAAAGGGAUUAGAGGAGAGAAAGUGUGAGGGAUGCAGAGAAGUUGUGGAAAUAGAAGGGAAACCAUUCUAAAGUGGAUGUGCUGCUCAGUUCCCAUGCAUUGCUUCCUGUGGCCCUCCAUAGGCUGCAUAGACGAGAUGGAGUUCUGGCCGGGAUUCUAUGUUCUCUCCCACUUCCAGGUCUUGGUUAGGGCUCCCUACAUCCUCACUCUGCAGCUCAUUCAGCUCCCUCUUUGAUAUUUUGGACUCUUCCUAUUCCUUCCCUUCUACCCUCUCAGCUCUGCUCAAUAAGGGCUCAGUCUUGGAAGAAACAACCACCAUUUGCAAAUUAGAUGUUCUGUAAUUGGCAGUGAGGAGGAUCUUGGUCUUGUUUGUGGGAGAACUCCUCCUGUCUGUGUUACUCUCCAGCACAGGUGUCCUCUGAUGAAGAAAAGAGACCCACCUGGCUUUAGCCAGAGAGGGCUUCCUAGUGAAAGAUGGAGAGGAGGAGAAACAUGGGAAGCAAAAAAAUGGCAAAGGAAGGAGCUGAGGAAAGGAAGAGAAAAGGUAGAUGACAGAAGGGAAAUCAGUUCUAUUUUGAAUUCAGAAUGUUUCUAGAAGUGGCCAGUGAGUGUGCAACUUGAUGGAUGAGACAUCCCCAAGGAUCAGUCUCUGGACCCACCAGGCUCGCCUCCAACCUCGUCAAAAUGCCACGGCACUCAGAAGGGAUUUCCUAGAAGAAGGAGAAAAUAACUUGAAAAAUCAAUGUCAGAAGUUUCUAUCAUGAAACCCCUGAAUCUGGGAAAUGAAAAGACCCCUGAGGACAUCUUAUUUCUGUGGCUGCCUUGGUAGUUGGUCUCGGAGGUGAAGCACUGGGCAGCUGCUGUUGAGAAUGGGAGGGGAGAUUCCUACUGGAGGGCACUUCGGGUAGAGCAGAUGAGACAGUAGAUGGGAGCAGCCCAGCUUCCCUCUCUGCCACCUGUAAACUUGAAUCUGACAACUGCCUUCUUCCCUCUCCCUCACAGGGUGAGUCCUCCUCCACCAUGCUUUCCAGCCCCUCCUGUCCUGGGAUUGGGCAUCUUCAGUAACCCCUUCUUUGUAGCUUCAGUUUCCCUUUCCUGGCUUUUUGUUCUCAGUUUAUAAAAAAGAGAAGAGAACUUACUUAGUUCCUCAAGAAACUGCCCUGCAAACAAGAGAAAUAAAUAGAUGAUCAAUGGAAGAUGGCUACCCGCUCUCACAUCCUCCCUGUGGACACUCAACAUGACCCUUCCCUUUCCAUUGAGGGGGCCCCACAGAUUUCGUAAGCAAAUCUCCUAGCAACUCCUCUGAGGAGCCUGCCAAUGGGCAUGAGGACAGAAGAGGAAUUCCAGGGUUCUGGUUGCACUGUUUCCCAGUCAGGGCUGCCUGGGUCCCCCACUGCUUAGUGAUUCUAUUUACUGUCUCCUCCCCACUACCUCACCUGCCAGUCUUCGAUGUAACCAGUUGUAGCAGAUGAUCAAGGCAACCAGGGGUCCAAGAACUGGUACAAUUACAAACAGGGUUAUCUUCCAGCAGGGCACCCUCAGAAAGUGGCGAUCUGAAUUGUUCAUCAAACAAACAGGGUUAAUAUGUAUUUCCUCUCAUAUUCACCUACUCUUCUCCUUUUGAGGCUUCUGGUCCAAGAACACCAAAGGACUCAGGAUAGAGUCCAGGGAGUCCAUGAACUUGGAUGAGAAGCACCACGUCUUUAUUCACAUCACAGUAUCAGCAGUACCUGUACUUUCAUUGCCACCGGAAAUCACAGAUGUUUUCCAUCCCAUUGGAGUUGUUACAAAAAUCUCCAGGUGCUGUUUAUGUUGAGAGUUGCUGCUUCUGUAUUUAUGUGUUACUUUUGUUAUUUGUUAAUAUAUCAGUUUGUUUAUGUGUUGAUAGCUGUAUUCCAACACAGAUUUUGUUUGUAAUCCUAUGUGUAACGUGUACAUUUAAAAACUUUCUGGGGAUGGGAAUGUGACUUGGUGGUAGAGCAUUUGUUUUAGCAAGUGCAAGGCCCUGGGUUUAAUUCUCAACAAAAAAAAAA
Messenger RNA from Ictidomys tridecemlineatus (thirteen-lined ground squirrel), 4244 nucleotides. The record is from RefSeq and is a predicted model, not a curated record. NCBI's taxonomy places the organism in Eukaryota, Metazoa, Chordata, Mammalia, Rodentia, Sciuridae.